Messenger RNA from Caenorhabditis bovis, 6321 nucleotides. The record is from the annotation of a GenBank genome assembly. Lineage: Eukaryota; Metazoa; Nematoda; Chromadorea; Rhabditida; Rhabditidae.
AUGGAUCCAAAUAAUUUGCCGAACUCGCUGAAUGGACUGGGCGGUUCGCAAAAUCCGAAUUUCGUUCAGAACAAUCAGUUCCCCGGGCAGAAUUUGAUGGGAAAUGCCGCCAAUCAAUAUAACCCAAUGCUGUUGCAGCAACAAUAUCUUAAUUUUGGCGGCUUUAACAUGCCAUAUAAUAAUCAGGUUCAAGGUGUUCCUUUGGAGCCAACAAAUAGGAUUUUCCAGCCCGAAAUUCCACAAAUAGUUCCAACUCAAUCAAGGCAGACAUCUCAGCAAAAUGCACAACAUCAGAAGCUUUUUGAGGAGCAAUGUAGGCAAAUUGAACUGGAACGAAAAAAGGCAGCUGAACGACAACGACAAAGUGAACUUGCUGAGCAGGCAAGACUCCGCGAGAUUCAAGAACGGCAGGAACGCGAACGCGAAGAGCUUCUAAGAAGGCAGGAGGAAGAAGCGCGUCUAGCUGAAGAACAACGACGAAAAGAAGAAGCUGAGAGAAUUGAGAAGGAGAAGCUUUUACGAAUUGCUGAAGAAGAGAAGCGAAAAGCUGCCGAAGCAGCAAAGCUUCGAAGUGGGAUGGAAGCAAGACAUUCAAACCUUGGCCAACCUUUGACCCUUGUGGCUACUCAUUUCCUCCCCACUUUCCUCAACAUGAUCCCAUUUCCUUAUGAGGGAAUGACAGGUUCAACGACCCCGCUUGUUAGCGAUUUGAACCUCGAUCGACUUCUUUUGGAAAAUUGCGAUCCUCACACCGUGGCUACUAUUGCUGAUGUUUUAUCCCAAGUGGACGUUGACGACAUAACGUCGAGAUUGGACAAACUUCGACCGAAUGAGAAGGAGAAUAAUGAUUUAUUCUUCGACCAGCUUCCACCUUUGAUUCGAGCAGUUGUGAGCCAUAGUACAAGCGCGCUCGAUGUUGAUUCUCAUAAUGAUAUGCAACUUCUCGAUAAUGAAGACCUUAUGAUGCAGGAAGAUAUUACAAGAUCGGGACCAUCGCAAGUCCUUAUGCAGCAGAGUGAUUCGUACCGGGCUCAAAUGCAAGCUGCCAAUAAUCAGAAUCAGCAUAAUCAAAAUAAUCAAUAUUCUUCACAUGAAAAUACCCCGACGACGUCGGCGACGUAUUCUGAAGGAACAAGUGGUACGAUAUCGAUUGAGAAGAGGAGACAAAUGAUGUCGGUUGGAAAGGCGCCAAAAGCUGGUGGUGGAAGUCAAAGAAAGAAGAAGGAUAUGGUUGAAAGCUUGUACGACUCACUUACGGAUAACUUUGUGCCAUCUGUUAGCCGACGAGGACGACGUAGGAAUCGCGAGAAUUCUGAAGACGACGACGAGUCGUUGAAACGUGAUCUCGAAUUGAUUGCGGCAAUGGAAGCUGGCGAGAAGUUGCCGGCGACUGUGACGGGAUUCCGACGAAGUGGAUAUGAUUCGGACGAAGAGAACAAGUUCUUUGAAAAAAAGAAUAAGAAGCGUAAGCGGGAAGAGCAACCGGAUCGGCCACCGACGCCCACGGAAGUGAUUUCUGCGCGAGCCGAAGAAUGGAAAGAACGACAGAGGCAGAAGAUUGAGAUGAACAAGAAGAGGAAGACCGAGGAUGAUGGAAAUGAUUGGAAUACUGAUGCUCUUGCUGAAAAUGAUUCGUUUGUUCGAUUCAAUAUGCUUCUUGAUACGAUUUUCGAGCAGAUUGAGAAUUUUGACAUGUCGCAAAUCACACAGAAAAAGAAGAGAAAAUCGUUGAAUACGUCUGAUGAAACUGGUAAUUCGUCGUCUGACGAGGAAGACGAUGGCGUUAGCUCGGACCUUCUCAUUGAUCGCGGUAUUCUGGAUGAGCUGAGAAGGGAAGCGAUGAAGCUGAAACGAUGGCAGAAGCUUCACAAAGUUUCGCCAGAUCGCCUUAUCAAGAUUGUGUCGCUAUUGGAAAGUAAUAUUCGGGAUGUGAUCUCAAAUGAUAAUUUGCGGCUUCUUGUUCCGAUUCUCGAUGAUGAAAUUGAAGAGGACGAGCUUGCGCUGAAAGAAGUUGUUGAGGAGCGUCUCCUCAAGGCUUCCGAUGCUGCUUGUUGCGCAUUGUUGAUCAUGACGAGUCACAAGAUGCACAAGCAGGUGCUUCUCGAAGACACAAUUGAAAGAGCGGUGGCGCUUGCAAAGCUUUAUCUAACGAAUAUCAUUUUUCCCGCGUCGGAUAGUAUUUAUAAAUCGGCGAGCGGCAAUAAGAAAAAGACGAUGACUGAUGAGCCGAAGAAGCGAAAGAAGGUGAACACGUCGAGAAAUCGAUCGCCGAUUAUUCAGCAGAUUUACUUGAGAGUUACCGAAUUGUUUGGAUGCUUCGCAGAAUUGGUUCGACUUGACACAAUUCCCGAUUCUUCAAUUCACAAUAUGGCUUCAAUGUCCGUCUCAUCGUUCUUCGUCUCGAAUGUUGGAGAACUUCAGAUUCAGUCAAUGCGACUUGCCUCAAAUAUUUUUUCACGUGGUGAUCAUCAAAUUCGGUUAUCAAUGAUGAGCGAUAUUCUGUCUUCCCUUCACAGGAUACCUACGACGAGUGUGAAGAAUGUGAAUAAUGGCUAUCGAUUAGGAAAUGAUCAGUGGAUAUCGAAUACGACGGCUCUAGUAAUGCAACUCAUUCAGAGUGUUAUCAAGAUGCCCAAGUAUAAGAAGACGGAUGACGAUAAUGACAAUGGACAGAGACAGAUCAAUCAGGACGCCGUUGUUAGGGAUUCGUUCCUUCAAGCCUCAAAAAUCACCAAUGGAUUCCUUUCCGGAUUUUUGAAGAAGUGCUCGCAGAAAGGAAGCAAAUUGGAUGGUGAAGAGGAUUAUCGAAUUCUGUUCUCGCAUUUCCUGCAAGAAAUUUUGUUGGCCCUUUAUCAGCCGGAAUGGCCUGUUGCCGAAAUGAUCAUCGCGUCAGCUGGAGCGCUUCUUGUUCAACAUUUUAAGUCGAAAAACACGGACAUCACGAUUCGACAGGCUUCUCUUGAUUUUUUGGGUCUUGUGACGGCUAGAUUGCGGAAGGAAUCGAAAGAAGUGGCCGAAGAUGCGUUUGAGCGAUUGGAAUUGGUUGUGAAAACGCUGAUUUAUGAGGAAGACGAUGAUGGCUAUUAUGAUACGGUUGACGAUGUCGAUGUGUCCAAAUUGUCGCAGACGGAUCGAUUGAAGAAGCUUGAGCAGGCUCUUAUUGAUUAUUUGAUUGAAAAGAAAGGUGAUUCGGAGGUUAGCUAUGCUGUUCUUUACUACACGGGCGAAUGGUAUCGGGAUACUGCCGAAGAUUUGGAAAUGAGUAAGAACAAGACGGCUCGAGCUCUUUCUCAACCCGAUCUCACCGAAAAGGAGAGGAAGAAGAUUGAGAAGAAGCGAGAGCGAAUGCUUGAAAAAGGCCAACUUCUCAAGGAAUUCCUCAUGAAGUUGGUUGACAAGAAGAAUAUGAGGAAACGGGCUGAAUUUCUAAAGAAUAAAGGAGCUAUUAUGCUGGAAUCAGAUGCACUGUGGGCUGUAAAGUUUUUGGCUAGAAAUCGCGAAUUUAGUCACUCGUUUGACAAUUUUUUGAAACAUAUCGUGCAUGGUGCUGGCUCCGAAACUGUUGUCAAUUUGAGAACGAGAGCAUUGAAGAGUCUUUCGAUGAUUAUUGAAGCUGAUCACGAAGUCCUGAUUCUGGAAGAAGUGCGAGCCGCGGUUCACAGCAGAAUGAUUGAUUCGCACGCGCAAGUCCGUGAGGCUGCCAUUGAGCUUCUUGGUAAAUUCCUGCUUGUCAAACGCGAUUACAUCGACCAGUACUACAGUAUGCUCACUGAAAGAAUAUUGGAUUCUGGUGUGGCUGUCCGCAAACGUGUCAUUCGAAUAAUGAGAGAGAUUUGCGAGAAAUUUCCGACGUAUGAAAAGAUACCUGAGAUGCUCUCGAAGAUGGUUCGACGAAUCAAUGACGAGGAAGGUGUUAAGAAGCUGAUUCAAGAGACAUUCUCAACACUCUGGUUCCAGCCGGUCGAUGAUAGAAUUCAACCGGAUGUGUUGGCUAAUAAGGCUUUGGUAAUGUCGUCAGUAGUUCGGCAUUGCAUUCAGGAUGUCACUGUUGAAUACUUGGAGCAGCUCAUCCAUUGGGUUCUUAAAAGUGAAGAUAAGAUGGUCCUAUUGGCGAGUCGGCAACUUGUCGAUAAACUUGUCGAUCACAUUCUUCAUCUGGAAACGACGAUGGCGCAAAAUCAGCCGACGAUUGCCCCGAACUCGGGAGAAGCUGAGGAACUUGUGGUUGCUGCGAAGCAGAAGGCCAAUCAGGAGAGUCAGCUCGCUUGUCUAACAACGCUGGCCAUUUUCAGCAAGGUUCGACCGGAAUUGAUGGUAAAACAUGCGGAAACCCUACAGCCUUAUUUGACAACGACGUCGAAUUCGGCAAAAACCGCCGCCGAGAACGCAGUGCUCAACGAAGUGAUUGGAAUGCUUGAACGCGUUGUUCCGCUUAUGAGCCAUCCGAGCGAUGGAUUCUUGAAUGGAAUCGACGAGGAUCUUACGAAUAUGGCGACGACUUGCGGCAUGCAGCUGGUGGUUUCGACGAUUUCGUGCUCUUCGGCAAUCUGGAAUCGAUUCAAGAGGAUCAGACCGAAAUUGGUUGACAAGUUCCUUGCGAAUAUUGCUUGUGUUACGGCACACAAGCGGAUUCAUGAGCGCGAUCCGACUCAUAAGACGGAUAAGAGGACGGAGUCGACGCUUCAGAGGUCAAUCUUCACCAUUGGAGUUCUAUGCCGCUAUUUUGAUCUGGAUCAGAUGUUGUCGCCUGACAAGCCGUCUGAAGAGCCGCACGAUGAAUUGAAUCCGCCACCAGAAAAACGAGCGAUUCGAGACAAGGUUUUCGAAUGUUUGGAGUUUUUCUCGCGUUCCAACCAUCCGAUGCUUCGACAGAAAGCGCUUUCCUCGUUGGGACACUUCUGCUCGCAGCACAGCGAGUAUCUGACGAGGCCAGCGGUUCAGCAAAUGUAUUUGGCGAAUUUGUCGGACAAGAUUCCCGGCAAAUUGCCGCAAAAGAUACAGGUGCUCAAGAAUUUGGAGAUGUUCCUUCAGAAUGAGGAGAAGAAGCUUAUCAAGAAGAAUGAAGAAUGGAAUUCGAACAAGGCUAGCGAGAAUCUUAAAGAAAUGGAGCUUAGUGGUUCGGGACUUGGAUCGACAGUCAUUCAGCGAUACUGGAGUGCGGUGUUGAACUCGUACUGCGAUCCCGACAUUAAUGUGCGAAUGGCGGCUGUUCAAGUGGCGUGGCUCACGCUGAAUCAGGGUUUGGUCACACCGGGCGCUUCGAUUUCGUAUUUAAUCGCGAUGACGACGGAUCCCGUCGAGCUGAUUCGAAAUAAAAUCGACAAUUUAAUCAAAGAGAUUGAUUCGAAGUACGCGGGAAUGGUACAGAGCAAGGCGAUUCUUGGUGUUCGGUUGUCGUUCAAAUUGCAUCAGAAGAUCCAUCAGGCGGCGGUGGCGGCGGGAAAUGAAGACGCAAGGAUUGUCAGAGGCAUCCGAUGGUGUGAUUUCUCAGCGGGGCCGGCUACAAGAACACAAUUUUCGCUUCCAAGAAUGUCUAAUGAUGGAAUGGCUCUGCUCAGUGGACUUUAUCAAAGCCUUCGCACGAAUCGGCAGCAGCGGCGAUCAUUCCUUCAAUCGGUUCUCAAACUUUUUGCUGACGAUUGCCGUGAGAAAUUGUCACUUGAGGAAUGGAUUUUUGUCGCUGAUAAUGUCGCCACGUUCCCGUAUCAGAUGAUCGAUGAGCCGUUGUAUGUUAUUCGGCUCAUUGAUCAAAUUGUCGCGCAGACUGGGCAAUCUAUUCUUAUGCAGUUUAAGCAAAGUUUAUUGCCAUUGCCGGAAUAUGAAGGACGCAUUGAGGAUGAGGAUGUUCUAUUUGAUCCGGAGAACUUGUUCCGCAGAUUCCCGUCGAAUAAGGAUCACCUCUAUGAUUUGAUGAGGAGCAGUCAAUCGUGCUUCAUAUUGCUUUAUAUUCGAAGUUUUCUUAUCAAGCUCUACUCGUUUACCGAUGCAAAAGUUCAAGAAUAUCUGCCAUCAGAAGCGGCAAAAGUUUAUGAGAAGGCAGUGUCGAGAAAGAAUAUUCACACGUUCUCGCCGGCGACGGCGCUUUUGGAAUUGAAUCCGGAGAAGCUGAAACAGAGGAAUACGAUGGAAGGAGAUGUUGAGUUGGCGAAGAAUAUUAAUAAGUUCCGCACCAUGCUUCUGACGUUGGACCGCGGAGAUGAUGAUGAUGAUGGUGAAGCGAAGAUCCAGGCGAUCGCCAACAAUGAUUAUGACGACGACGAUCUUGAAGAGGUGGAUGAGAUGGCAUCGGUGGGCUCGGCGGCGCCCAUCAUGGACGAGUAA